Salvelinus namaycush (lake trout) is the source of this 756-nucleotide messenger RNA. Its product is annotated as alpha-methylacyl-CoA racemase-like. The record is from RefSeq and is a predicted model, not a curated record. Gene Ontology annotation, cellular component: mitochondrion. The transcript has 8 exons. Gene Ontology annotation, molecular function: alpha-methylacyl-CoA racemase activity. NCBI's taxonomy places the organism in Eukaryota, Metazoa, Chordata, Actinopteri, Salmoniformes, Salmonidae. The coding region runs from base 1 to 756 and encodes 251 amino acids. Gene Ontology annotation, biological process: bile acid metabolic process.
AUGGCGCUGAAGCCAAGGUCGCACCUGACUAAUGGAGUUAUGGAGAAGCUGGGCAUGGGUCCAGAGGAGUUACUGAAGGAGAACCCUCGUCUGAUCUACUCAUGCCUCACUGGCUACGGCUUGAGUGGAGCCAAGGCUGCUGGCCAUGACAUCAACUACCUCGUCAUGUCAGUCUUGUUGUCCAUGCUGGGCCGGAGCCAUGAGAAGCCCUACCCUCCUCUGAACCUGGUGGCAGACUUUGCGGGCGAGGGUCUGACGUGUGCCUUCGGGGUGGUCCUGGUCCUGCUGGAGAGGACCAGGUUGGGCAGAGGGCAUGUCAUUGAUGCCAGCAUGGAGAGGGCCUCCUUCCACAGGGACGCCCAGCGAGAGGUGACCCCGAGCCACGCACCUGUCCUGUCCCGCACCCCUGCUGAUCCCUGCCUGGCCCGGGACCCCUUCAUAGGGAAACACACACCGUUAGUACAGGAUAGGUCACUGAAGAAGAUAUGGGCCAUCAUCAUAGUCAUGUUUGGAGUGGUGCUAUUUGACUUUGCAGCAAACUUCAUCGAUGGGCCAGUCAAGGCCUAUGUCUUUGAUGUCUGCUCGUACAUAGACAAAGAAAGAGGACUGCACUACCACACCCUUCUCACUGGGCUAGGGGGUGCCUUUGGGUACCUCGUGGGAGCCAUGGACUGGGGUCAUUCGUCCCUGGGCCGACUGCUGGGGUCAGAGUACCAGGUCAUCUACUUCUUCUCUGCUCUGACCUGGACGAGUUAG